Hibiscus syriacus is the source of this 2601-nucleotide messenger RNA. RefSeq lists its product as uncharacterized. The record is from RefSeq and is a predicted model, not a curated record. Gene Ontology annotation, biological process: DNA integration. The transcript has 5 exons. NCBI's taxonomy places the organism in Eukaryota, Viridiplantae, Streptophyta, Magnoliopsida, Malvales, Malvaceae. Bases 1 to 2601 code for a protein of 866 amino acids. Gene Ontology annotation, molecular function: nucleic acid binding.
AUGGAAGUGGAACAAACUCAUCAUUUAGCUAUUACAGUUGCUAAUGGAGAGAAAUUAUUCAGCAAUGCUAAGAGUAACAAGCUGAGUUGGAAAAUGCAAGGAAAUGCAUUUGAGUAUGAUUUUAGAGUUUUGAAUAUGGGGGGAAGUGAUAUGGUGUUAGGAGUGGAUUGGAUGAGUCAAUAUAGUCCAGUUCUUAUGGAUUUUAAAGAGAUGACUAUGGUUUUAAAAGUGGGAGAAAAGGAGAUUAAAUUGGAAGGAAAACAAACAGGUUCUUAUAUGAAAUUGAUUUCAGAAUCUAAGAUGAAACAAAUUACUGUUAAAGAACCAGAAGUGAUAGGAGAAGCCUAUUUUCUGAGUAUGGAAGUAGUUGAAUCCAAAUUUCCAGAAGAAUUACAAACCCUAUUAGAGGCGUAUCAAGAUGUUUUUGAAGAACCUAAGAGAAUGCCCCAUGCUAGAAGUCAUGAUCAUGCAGUGAUUCUUAAGGAAGGAAUUCAACCAGUAAAUCUUAGACCAUACAGAUUUCCACAUCCACAGAAGGCAGAAAUUGAAAAACAGAUUAAAGAGAUGUUGUCUGCUUCAAUUAUUCAAACCAUAGUAGAAGACUUGUUGGAUGAAUUGGAAGGGACUUCCUAUUUUUCUAAAAUAGAUCUGAGAUCAGGAUAUUGGCAGAUAAGAGUCAAAGAAGAGGACAUCCCCAAAACAACAUUUCAGACACAUCAUGGACAAUAUGAGUUCAAGGGAGCUUUUAAUUGGAAUGAUGAAGCAGAAGCAUCUUUUAAGAAAUUGAAGCAGUCUAUGUGUGAAGCUCAUGUAUUGGCUCUUCCAAAUUUUAGUAAGACAUUCUGUUUGGAAACUGAUGCAAGUCAACAAGGAAUUGGGGCUGUUUUGACACAGGAAGGCAGACCAUUAGCUUAUUUGAGUAAGGCUUUGGGACCAAGAAAAGGCAGAUUGAAUGUAGUGGCAGAUGCUUUGUCAAGAAGAUUUGAAGAUGAUAAGGAGGUUGAAAAGGUUGAAGAAACAGGAGAGUGUAUGCAGAUGACUACCACUAUACUGAUUCCUGAGUGGGUAAAAGAAAUUGAGGACAGUUAUAAGGGAGAUAUCUUAGCUCAUAAAUUUAUUACAGGCUUAACCAUUAACUCUAAUAUAGAGUCUGAUUGGAAGUUGGUUAAAGGAGUGCUAAGGUAUAAGAACAAGGUUUAUAUUGGGGAACAUGGAACUUUAAGGAAGAAAAUCAUGGAGUGUUUGCAUGAUUCUCCUCAAGGGAGACAUUCUGGAGUACAAGCAACAUACUACAAAAUUAAACUUUAUUUCUAUUGGAAAGGCUUGAAAAGUCAAGUUAAAUCUUAUGUGAAAAAGUGUGAAGUAUGCCAAAGAACAAAGGGGGAUAAUGUGGCAAUUCCAGGUUUGUUACAACCUAUUGUUAUUCCUAAUCAGGCAUGGGAAGUUAUUACCAUGGAUUUUAUUGAAGGAUUGCCACAGUCAAUGAAAUCUAAUUGCAUCCUGGUGAUAGUGGAUAAGUACUCUAAAUAUGGCCAUUUUUUAGCCAUAGCUCAUCCAUACACAGUGACUGAGAUAGCUAGGAUCUAUUUGGAUCAAGUAUAUAAAUUGCAUGGACCACCUAAGAUAGCUAUAUCAAACAGAGAUAAAACCUUUACAAGCUUAUUCUGGAAGGAAUUGAUGAAGCAUCUUGGAACUACAACUUUUUUCAGUACAACCUACCAUCUAGAGACAGAUGGGCAGACUGAAAGGUUAAACCAGUGUUUGGAACAAUACUUGAGAAGUAUGUGUUUCCUUAAACCUGGUAAUUGGGAAAAAUAUUUACCACUGGCUGAAUGGUGGUAUAAUACUAAUUAUCAUACAACCCUAGGAGUUACACCUUUUGAAGCCUUGUAUGGAUACAAGCCUCCUAUGAUUAAUUGGCAGACUAAUACCAGUGUCAAUGCAGAAGGAGAUGAGGUUUACCUUAAAUUACAGCCCUACAAGCAAUCAUCCGUAGCUGUUAGAAGAAACUUGAAACUUGCAGCAAAAUUUUAUGGACCUUACAAAAUCCAGAAAAGAAUUGGGUCAGUAGCGUAUCAACUGGAAUUGCCAGCAUAUUCAAAAAUCCACCCAGUUUUUCAUGUGAGUUUACUGAAGAAGAAAGUGGGUGAAGGAACAAUUACCUCUAAGAAUCCUCCUGAACUUAGUGAGGAUGGGCAGAUGAAGGUUUAUCCGACCAUCGUGCUUAACAAAAGGAUAGUGAAGAGACAAAACAAGGUAAUCACACAACUUCUGAUCCAGUGGUCGAAUUUGGGAGAAGAAAACGCCACUUGGGAGGAUUAUGCUGUGUUGAAAUCCCAGUUUUCAGAUUUCGAUCCUUGGGGACAAGGAUCAGGUGAAGGGGAGGGAAAUGUUAUGUGCGUGGAGAAAAAAGAGGAAAUGUUAGGGAUUUCUAUUGAAAAGCUAGGGAUUAAUCGUGGCAAAUUUGGGGGAAAUGAGAUAUUACCUGGAGCAAGAGAAUCGAAUAGCCAUUUGGAGCAGAAGACCCGAGUGGUGAUAUCCACAGAGAACGGGCUGGAACUGAAGAAUAGGGCCCAACAAGCAAUGAUCCACCAGUUCUGA